AUGAGGCAACUACGUAUUGUAUUUCUUGGAGCAGAGCGGGUAGGGAAAACGAGUAUUAUUAAACAAUUCCUGUACGGAUCUUUCCAAGAAGCAACCGAGCCAACUCUUGAAAACUGUUACAACGAAACUGUUUGCCUCCCUAACGGCUUAUUUCAACAAGUUCAAAUCAUCGAUACUUCAGGCAGCAAUGAGUUUCCCGCCAUGCAAGACCUUAAUAUUAGGAAUGGAGACGAUUUUGUCGUGGUGUAUGCAGUAGAUGACCCCCAGUCAUUUCAUCAGGCCCACUCACUUAUUAAAAAAGUCAAAGACAUUAAAGGAAAAGACUUCAGCAGGAUAAUUCUUGUGGGAAACAAGAUAGACAAAACGAAUUCUAGAAAAGUAACUACUGAAGAAGUUCUGAAGAAAUCAGUAACCGAGGAAAUGCUCUGCUUUACUGAAACAAGUGCUAAACUGAACUGUAACAUUAGAUGCCUUUUCCAAAUUAUUUUAAGGAACUACGUGAAGUCAGAUGAUUUAUAUUUUAAGAAGAAAACCAGAAAAAUAUCGAAAUGUAAAGUUAAGAGCUUUUCGGGUUCCUGUGUUAAAGCUAGGAAAACCUCAGUGCAAAGUCUUGUAUACUCACUUUAUACCAAAAAUAAUUAUAUAAAUGUUUGUCCAGCUUAA
Molecule: messenger RNA, 663 nt
Organism: Saccostrea cuccullata (small rock oyster)
Lineage: Eukaryota; Metazoa; Mollusca; Bivalvia; Ostreida; Ostreidae
Product: ras-related protein Rap1-like
Exons: 3
Coding region: 1-663 (220 amino acids)
Biological process (GO): signal transduction
Cellular component (GO): plasma membrane
Molecular function (GO): GTP binding; GDP binding; GTPase activity
Source: RefSeq, a predicted model, not a curated record